Messenger RNA from Colletotrichum graminicola M1.001, 330 nucleotides. RefSeq lists its product as uncharacterized. NCBI's taxonomy places the organism in Eukaryota, Fungi, Ascomycota, Sordariomycetes, Glomerellales, Glomerellaceae. The record is from RefSeq and is a predicted model, not a curated record. The transcript has a single exon. Bases 1 to 330 code for a protein of 109 amino acids.
AUGAAGCUUAGUCUGGAGCAGAAGAAUCCCCUCGCGAAGAAGGUAGAGAACACCGACUCCGCCAAGGCCGCCAUCCAGAAUAAUACCAACCAGACUGCAACGACUGGCGAGUCCUUUAGCACCGGUAAGAGCGCGGCGGCCGCCAUCGCGCAGCACAAGAAGCCGCGCCGCGUCAUUCGUCCCCGUCCCCAGCAUGCGACUCCCCUCGAUACAGUCGACGACGACGACUAUGAUGAUUGCUGGCUUCCAGCUUACGAAGACCCGCAACCCACUGACAGGCUUGUCGAUGACGACUGGGUCAGUGUCAAGAAACCGGCCUCGGCUCGUUAA